This is a messenger RNA of Siniperca chuatsi (mandarin fish), 3714 nucleotides long. It is a transcript of the gene tulp3, whose product is annotated as TUB like protein 3. The transcript is spliced from 13 exons. The record is from RefSeq and is a predicted model, not a curated record. Gene Ontology annotation, cellular component: cilium. NCBI's taxonomy places the organism in Eukaryota, Metazoa, Chordata, Actinopteri, Centrarchiformes, Sinipercidae. Gene Ontology annotation, biological process: protein localization to cilium. Bases 151 to 1632 code for a protein of 493 amino acids.
GGUAACUAAGGACUGCGUUACAGAGUUCUCAACCGCAUCCACAAAAAGUGUACUGCUGCACGAGGAUCUUCCUUAGCAACCGUGGAUAAACAUGAGUUAUUACAGCAUAAGAUACGAGAGCCCUGGACUAGCAUUCCUGUAGCCGCAUCCAUGGACACUGUAAAGAAUGGGGGAUCUCAGCCUGUCUACAGCCGCUGGUCAUACAGACCCUCCAGCUCUGCUAGCUUCUCCUCUAACUCAACAGCAAGUGGCAUUGAAGAGGACAGUGCCAGUCUUAUGCAGCAGAAGCUGGAAAAACAGAGGGCACUGCUGGAGCAGAAGCAGCGGAGGAAGCGUCAGGAACCUCUGAUGGUCCAGCCCAACACAGAAGCUCGGCCCCGGCGCUCCAGGACACGGCGUGGUGAGGAGCAGGCCCCUCUGGUAGAGUCUCAACUCAGUAUCACCAACGAUGUUAUCAUGGAUGGUAUUGAUGGCCCAGCAGCUUUUUUGGGCUCAGACGCCCCUGAUCUGGGAAUGAAAAUCCAAAUCCUGUCAGUGAGCCAGUCCCAGUCCCAGUCUCAGUUCCCAUCACAGCCCCAGUCCCCCACUGCUGAGGAGUCUGAGAGGGAUGGAGACACUGAGACGCUGCUAGAGCCCAAGACAGAUAUCCAUGAAUUACUGCAGAAACAAGGUCUGUGUGGCAGUAUGAACUUUGAUGAAGCCAGCGAGCAUGAGGAUAAUGUGGAGGAGGAACGGACACGUUCUCUGUCCCCUAACACAGACGCCACCAGACCCGCCUCUGCCGCCAGUGGCAAGGACAUUCCAGAGGUGGUAACCCCCGGAUCACCCACAGCAGACAGCGCACUAAUUGAUGUGGCCAAUCUAGAGGAGUUUGUCUUUCAUCCGGCUCCACGUGGUGUCACUGUUAAAUGUCGAAUCACCCGUGACAAGAAGGGCAUGGACCGCGGCCUCUACCCCACCUACUUCAUGCACAUGGAGAGAGAGGACGGCAAGAGAGUGUUUUUGCUGGCAGGAAGGAAGAGAAAGAAGAGUAAGACAUCCAACUACCUUAUUUCAGUAGAUGCCACUGAUCUGUCACGAGAGGGAGAGAGCUUCAUAGGUAAACUGAGGUCCAACCUCAUGGGCACCAAAUUCACAGUGUAUGACAACGGCACUAAUCCCUGCAAAAACCCUGGGGCACUGCUGGAAGAGAGCAACACACGACAGGAACUGGCUGCCAUCUGCUAUGAAACCAACGUGCUGGGCUUUAAAGGACCACGUAAGAUGACUGUAAUCAUACCGGGCAUGAACAUGAACUUUGAAAGAGUCCCUGUUCGGCCUCAAAAUGAGCAGGAGAGCCUCCUGAGCAGAUGGCAGAAUCACUCACUGGACAACCUGAUUGAGUUGCACAAUAAGGCCCCUGUGUGGAACGAUGACACGCAGUCUUAUGUGCUGAACUUCCAUGGCCGCGUUACCCAAGCUUCAGUCAAAAACUUUCAAAUAGUCCACGACAACGACCCUGACUACAUCGUCAUGCAGUUUGGCAGAGUGGCUGAAGACAUCUUCACUCUGGACUACAACUAUCCCAUGUGUGCUCUUCAAGCCUUUGCCAUUGGCCUGUCGAGCUUUGACAGCAAGUUGGCUUGUGAAUGAACUACCAGUUUUACUUCCACACCACCACCUUUCCUGUCCUCCCUCAAGUCUCUUCUUGCAGGACUGUUUGGAAGCCGACAGCGACACUGCUUACAUCAUCAGGGAUUAGUUCAUACAGAAGUCAAAAAACAAACAUGAGACUGAAAAAAGAACAAGAGGAUGCUGAUCAGAGAUGUCGGUGCUCUGUUGGCCAAUCCAACAACCCUCUUGGUUCCUGUGCGGUGUUUUUUCAUGCCAUUUUAAUGAGGUUAUUUCAAUAUCAGUUUAACCAUUUUGUACAGUGUAUGUGUACUUGUACACAUGUAUGCAAACUAAAAGGGAAAAGACUAAGCGACACACACCACUCUCAUCUGUGCUUGAGACAUGCGACAUCUGGUGCAAAAAGAACUGAUGGUAAAUUUAUGAUUGAAUCAUUGUUUGAAGGGCAGUGAUAUGUGUAUUAAUUAUGUAUUUUCUGUUGCCUUUAAAUUUGAUUUCUUUCAGUGUUUUUUGCCCCACUAGCUGAAGAAUGGCAAUGUCAGCUGUCACUCUACGGAGCAUAAAUGAUUUUGAAUUACAUAACAUGGCCUUUCCCCUGGCGCCACCCUCAGGCCAAACUUUGGAGUUAUUUAGUAAUAAGGAACCAACAAUCUUGUCUGGUAAGUAAUGGGCAUCACAGUCUCAGCGCUAGCAUGGCGACAGAAUUUCAGUCUUGUUUACAUCUUUAAAUGUUUCUACAUGGUUUAAUCUGACAUUUUGAUUUUCUUUUAUCAUCAUGUUGUCAUCCCUCUUUUUAUUCUUGUGUGGAAGGUGCAUUAUUCAGAAGAGGCCUGUCUUGUGGUUUUUGUGAAUAAGUGUAAUUUUUAUCUUGUGACUGUGAUUUUUCUUUGUCAUAACAAGUUGGAUUAUCAUGAAACAUAAAUGCAGAAUUGCACAUUUAAACAUAAAGGAUAUACAUACUGUAUAUAAGAUAAUGCCUUCUUAUUUGAUCUAUUCUAGCAGUCUUUAAACAACAUAAAAUGCUAAAUGCCAUUUCAAGACAUGGGAUUUUAAAAUCAUGGAUAGAAGUUAAGCAUUAAUACACUAGACAGUUUAUAUUGUCAUUGGUACACAGAUACAGAAGUCACCCCAGAAUUUGUUUGUAUGAAGAGAAACUACAAGAAAUCUACUGUAUCUACUCUGAGUAUUCAAGAUAUAAGUGACAUUUUGUGUUGAGAUGGAGUUGGAGCCAAGUUUGUACAGCCCACAUUUUGUCUGUCUCAAUGCCUCACAAAUAUAACUGCUUGUGUCUCUUCAUCUCCAUCUCCUCCCUUUUGAAUUAAUAUGGAAACUUAAGGGAAAUCAAUAAGGGAUAGUAUCCUUUACGUGGCUUUACAUUAUUAAAUGUAUUAAACAUAAUGUUUUGUUAAUUAAAUGUACUGUAAGUCUGUGAUGGACAUGUGAAAACGUAACUGAAAACAUCUGUAUAGUACAUACAUCUUGUGGGUCAUUAUUGCUACACAGCCAACCGUAAAGAAUUCAGUCACAAUUACUUUAAUUCAGUCUAGUCUGGACCCUUUAAAGAACAAGGGUUCAGUGGGACAUCCUGCUGAAGAUGCUUUUCAGGGGUAGAUAUAAUUGCUUCUUGAAUAAGGUGUUUCCUGCUCAGAAAUCCCCCUUAACAUGCAAACAAACAGAUUCCAAUACCUGGUUAAGUUUCAAAAUAACUGUGUGCCAGGAAUUUAUGAAAAUCAUGUUUUGUCAUUUUGUGUGCAAUGGAGUUUUGAAGAGAGAAAAAUGAUUCAUUGAAAACAUUUUGAAAUAUAUAUGCUUUUACUACAAGAGACUUUGGUGAAACACAUUCCAGUCUGACAUUUGAAAAACAUACAAUCAGGUAUAUGGCUGUAUUUGAACAGAUUAAAAUAAAACAAUGGAUGAUCAAACUUGUUUAUCAUGUUAAAAUACAGAGAGAUGAAUGUAUUCAGUAAACAGUUUAUUUUCCUAAACAUGACAGAUGUCAAUUUGAUUCAGAACACCUUUGAGAGAAAAACAAAACUACUUAUUUCCAUCGAUGUAAAAUGUUUGAAUAACCAAAAUAAAAGUGCUUCGUAAGUUUGAACUACA